Molecule: messenger RNA, 921 nt
Organism: Chrysoperla carnea
Lineage: Eukaryota; Metazoa; Arthropoda; Insecta; Neuroptera; Chrysopidae
Product: zinc finger protein 271-like
Exons: 1
Coding region: 84-917 (277 amino acids)
Biological process (GO): regulation of transcription by RNA polymerase II
Molecular function (GO): DNA-binding transcription factor activity, RNA polymerase II-specific; RNA polymerase II cis-regulatory region sequence-specific DNA binding
Source: RefSeq, a predicted model, not a curated record
UAAUCACCCAUAAACGACAACAUUCUGGAGAAAGACCAUUUUCUUGUGAUAUUUGUAACAGUACAUUUACUAGCCGAAAUGUUAUGGUUAUACAUAGAAGAAGUCAUACUGGAGAAAAACCCUUUUCAUGUAAUUUCUGUGAUAAAACAUUUACGUGUUCCAGUGGUUUAGUUAAACAUAAGCGGAUACAUGCCGAUGAAAAACGACAUUCUUGUGAUGUUUGUAAUAAAACUUUCACUACGAAUAGCAGUUUAGUUGGACAUAAACGGAUUCAUACCGGGGAAAAACCAUUUUCAUGUGAUAUUUGUAAAAGUAAAUUUAUCAGUCGAUAUGUUUUAGUUAAACAUCAAUUAGUUCAUACCGGAGAAAAACCAUAUUCAUGUGAUCUCUGCGACAAAGCUUUUACCGGCUCAAAUAGUCUGGUUAAACAUAAACGUACUCAUACUGGUGAAAAACCGUAUUCAUGUGUUAUUUGUCAUAAAAAAUUCACCUCACAAAGUCAUUUAGGUACACAUAAGAGACUUCAUACUGGAGAAAAACCAUUUUCCUGUGAUAUCUGUGAUAAAACAUUUGUCACAAAAAGUCAUUUGGUUUUACAUAGACGAUUUCAUACUGGUGAAAAACCAUUUUCAUGUGAUGUUUGUGAUAGUAAAUUCUAUCAACACCAACAUUUAGUUCAACAUAAGCGAAUUCAUAGUGGGGAAAAACCAUAUUCGUGUGAUUUUUGUGAUAAAACAUUUUCGUUGCAAGGUACUUUAGCUAGGCAUAAACAACGUCAUACUGGAGAAAAACCAUAUCCAUGUGAUACUUGUAAUAAAAUGUUUUCUCGUAAAAGCACUUUAGCUCGUCAUAAACUUAAUCAUACUGGAGAAGAACAAUUUCAAGGUCUUCUUAGUGACGACCAAUACCCAAAUUAAUCGU